Molecule: messenger RNA, 492 nt
Organism: Neogale vison (American mink)
Lineage: Eukaryota; Metazoa; Chordata; Mammalia; Carnivora; Mustelidae
Product: histone H1.4-like
Exons: 1
Coding region: 1-492 (163 amino acids)
Biological process (GO): chromosome condensation; nucleosome assembly; negative regulation of DNA recombination
Cellular component (GO): nucleosome; nucleus
Molecular function (GO): double-stranded DNA binding; nucleosomal DNA binding; structural constituent of chromatin
Source: RefSeq, a predicted model, not a curated record
AUGUCUGAAACCGCACCUGCCGUGCCUCCCGCUCCGGCCCCUGCCGAGAAGACGCCCGUGAAGAAGAAGGCCCGCAAGUCCGCCGGUGCCGCCAAGCGCAAGGCGUCCGGGCCCCCGGUGUCCGAGCUCAUCACCAAGGCCGUCGCCGCGUCCAAGGAGCGCAGUGGCGUGUCCCUGGCGGCGCUCAAGAAGGCGCUGGCGGCCGCCGGCUACGACGUGGAGAAGAACAACAGCCGCAUCAAGCUGGGCCUCAAGAGCCUGGUGAGCAAGGGCACCCUGGUGCAGACCAAGGGCACCGGCGCCUCGGGCUCCUUCAAGCUCAACAAGAAGGCGGCCUCCGGCGAGGCCAAGCCCAAGGCCAAGAAGGCGGGCGCGGCCAAGCCCAAGGCGGCGACCGGGGCAGCCAAGAAGCCCAAGAAGGCCGCGGGGGCUGUCGCCAAGAAAGUGGCCAAGAGUCCGAAGAAGGCCAAGGCGCCCAACCCCAAGAAGUAA